AGAUUCCGUACCGUGGGGACCCGUUGUCAUCAAACUGGGCGGACACCCAUAUAAAGCCAAACUUUUUCAGGAAUUGCCAUUCAUUUGUUUACUCAUCAUCAGGAAAGACUAACCGGAUAUAGCUUAAUUUUUCACCCUGAAAUGGUGAAAGUCAUUCACACUGCUGUUAUGAAGACAAACUCGCAUAGUAUCGACGGUAUCCUUGGUAACAAGACAGAAAUGACGCCAUCAUCUCCAUAUAAGGAAGAAGAUCUCAGCGAUGAGAGUGGUAAAGCUGAAGAAAACAACCUAGGCCAGGAGCAGCUGACGGAACAGGCUGCGCAGGAACCGCCCAAAAAGAAGAAGACGAGGUACAGGACAACGUUUACUGCGUACCAACUUGAAGAAAUGGAAAAGGCUUUCGAGGCGGCGCCCUAUCCAGAUGUGUUCAUGAGGGAGGACCUGGCCAUGAGGAUUGGUUUGAGUGAAUCGAGGGUCCAGGUGUGGUUUCAAAACAGACGCGCAAAAUGGCGGAAGAACACGCCAAAGAAACCAGUGAAUUAUUCCGUACCAACGUCUUAUCCAUCCACCUCACCCUAUCCGAACGCAUACUCAGGCUACGUCAACCCAAUGGACCGAUGCUGCUUCCUGCCGUCUCCCUACGACACCGCCCAUCUCUCAGCCGCGGCCAGCCUGGCAUCAAGACUCCCAUACGUCACGCAGGUCGCAUACCCCGGCUAUCCGUCUUUGGCCGGGUCCGGAUACCCAGCCAGCUCGCUGCCGUCCGCGCUACCGCCUUCUUUACUGUCCGUCGGAAUGCCUCUCCGGGCGCAUUCGCACGGAUCACCAGACUCUCCACACACGGACACACCAAAAGAUUUACAGGGCAUCCACCCGUUGUGUUUGAAAAAGGAUUCUCCGACACUUCAGUACACGUGAUGAAAGCUUAGACUUAUGAACAAUUCGACUUUCCGAUAGGACUGCGUCAGCAAUGACGGAUGGAAGAUGUCGUGAAAUUAUGCAUAAUUAUAAUAAGACUGUUGACCGGGGUUCCAUUUCAAGACAAAAUUUCAACUGGUCACUGUCACCAUGAAAAGUUGUAUGCGCGACCACGCAUGUCAAAGUAGGCCCAGAGACGGUUGUACCACUUUUACCAAUCAUUACUAGCAUACAUAGAUAUAGUAAAUUAUCCAUCUAUCUAUUUAUUCUAGUAGUAAAUAUUCAGCCAUGACAAGCACUUGCGUUCAUCACACAACGCAACGCAUGACCCACGAGCAUGUGUCACUGAGUGCACAAUGAGUACCAGACGUGCACCAGUCACGAGCACAGGUACGAGAGCCUGACGCACCACCAGCAAAUGCACUACUCAUCAUGAGCACAGGCAUAAUCGCUAAAGGCACCAACAGCACAAGCACCAGUCACCAAAUACACUAAUAGCACAAGCACCAGUCACCAAAUGCACUAAUAGCACAAACAGCAGUCACCAAAUGCACUAAUAGCACAAGCACCAGUCACCAAAUGCACUAAUAGCACAAGCACCAGUCACCAAAUGCACUAAUAGCACAAGCACCAGUCACCAAAUGCACUAAUAGCACAAGCACCAGUCACCAAAUGCACUAAUAGCACAAGUACCAGUCACCAAAUGCACUAAUAGCACAUGCACCAGUCACUAAAUGCACUAAUAGCACAGAGUCACUAUAUACAACCACAUCACAUGUACCAGUCACUAAAUGCACCACCAGCACAUGCACCAGUCACUAAAUGCAUUAACAGUCACUAAUUCACCACUAGCACAUGCACCAGUCUCUAAUGCACCACCAGCACAUGCACCAGUCACUAAACGCACAAUCUCCACACGCACCAGUCACUAAAUGCGUGGGGUGAAAACAUUUCACUUUUCAGCUCUAACUACUUUGGUCUGAGCAAAUUAUGCAAAUGCUGCCCGAAGUGCCUUUGCCUUUUAUAAGGAUUUUUUCAUUUUGUCCAUUUUGGUCACAAAGAUUAAGAUACUGUAUUGAUGUAAAAUUAUGUUGCCCAUUUGUUGUCACAAAUGUAAUGACGCAUUUCAAAUGAAAUGAAGAUAAAUGCUUAUGUAUAGUGUAAAUAUGAAUGAAUAUACAUGUACAUGUAUUCUUUGUACCAUAAUGAAAUGGGAAAUGGCCGAAAUGUGCAAUAAUUUUAGAGAUUUCUAUGCAAAGGUUCAGUUCCUGGUGUAGUUUAGGAACACCAAAUAUAUUGGGACCAAAAAUCAGGCAAGAGGCGUUGUGGCAUCUUCACCCGUCAAUGGUUGACAUUUCCUCCGACAAUCUGGAAUCCCACCGAGGUGUGGGCAAUCGCUACCCCCUCAGUGCCCCCUGCGAUUCUUAAAGGGACAAGUUGGGCAUGAGAUAUGUUGGUUUUUCAUAAAAAAAUGGCUUCCAACUGGACCGUGACGUCUCCAAAGCAAUGCACUAGGUUGGAAUGUAACUGUAGGCUUACCUGUUAAGCGUCGCAAGCCAUGGCCAAAAAUGCCUUGCAACACAAGCGAAAAUAAUUCAUUGAAGGUUAGUUUGAUUGCUACAUGAGGCGGCGCAUGGUGGCAGGCAAGGGUAUAAUCCUAAAGCCCUCGCCCAAGUUGUCCCUUUACAGCACAAGUUAAUAAGUUAUGCCGUAGGGUGGGCUUUGGACUAGCUGGGGAAGGUUGAUUGACACUGUUCGAGAUGUUGUUGGAAGGAGAUCCAAUUAGGAUGACGCAAUGGACUGCCCCGGGAGUCUACUCAGAUGGUGGCACGCAAGGCAAUCACCGUGCUGCCAUCUGUGAGACGACCGAGUACCAAUCUAGUUGCCAGAGAAGUUCAAACUCAGGGAAUACAUUUUUGUGUGUGUAAAUAUUAUUGUUUUACAAUGUAUUAAAAUCAUGUGGCGCAUGUACUUCUUUGUAUUGUAAACGUAAUGGUAAGGGGAGGGGGACAACGUCGGAAAAUACAUGAACUGCGAGCCCACAGCUUUGCUACAAUUUGGAGUGCAUGUACUUCUCUAUAUAAACGAUAUUUCUUGCAUGCUGGUUUUUGGUGCUAUUCCUAUUGACUACCAUAUUUUUGUAUUCAUGUAUGGUUGCAUUAUGUAAACUAUUGAGAUAUCAUGACAGUGU
This is a messenger RNA of Lineus longissimus, 3109 nucleotides long. RefSeq names its product homeobox protein aristaless-like. The coding region runs from base 142 to 918 and encodes 258 amino acids. NCBI's taxonomy places the organism in Eukaryota, Metazoa, Nemertea, Pilidiophora, Heteronemertea, Lineidae. Gene Ontology annotation, biological process: regulation of transcription by RNA polymerase II. The transcript has 5 exons. Gene Ontology annotation, molecular function: RNA polymerase II transcription regulatory region sequence-specific DNA binding; DNA-binding transcription factor activity, RNA polymerase II-specific. The record is from RefSeq and is a predicted model, not a curated record.